AUUGGCCAAUAGGAGCGGCCGCUGUGCAUCGUCAGCCCCGCCUCCCGCCUUGCAAGCUCCGCAUGGGACCUGUCACCUGACCCGACUGAAACAUGGCUGCGCUGGGGGCCCUGUGGCUGUGGGCACCGGCGGCGGGAGGUGAUCCACGAAGGAGAAAAUUGAGCAUGUGUUCUGCGUGAUUCAUCCCUUUCUGUCUCCCUGCACUCUGUGCUGGGAAAAUGCAUCAUCCAUUUGGAAAAGAGGAGACCGCCUCCCAGAAGGAGCUUUUUGGAUUUUUCUGUGAGUGCCUUCGGAGAGGAGAGUGGGAGCUGGCACAGGCAUGUGUGCCUCAGCUACACGAGGCAGAAGGGGAUGUCCCCAAGAAGGUGGAGGAUAUUCUACAGGCGCUGGUGGUGUGUCCACAUCAGCUGAGAUGUGGACAGGACAUCAACCCUCAAAAAUUAGCCUGGGUCUGGCUUCUUGUACUGGAAAAAUGGUUUGCCCAAGAAAAAAAGUCACUCCCAGCUGUUUUCCGGAGAAAGCUAGAAUUUCUUUUAUUAUCAGAAGACCUUCAAGGUAACAUUCCAGAGGACAUCCUCCAGGAGCUGUAUGAGGCUUUAUCACAAGGCACCGCAGACCCCGUGCUUGACGAAAAUCGAAGGCCGGAGAGCUGGACCCUUCGGCUCAGCUCAGAAGCUGUCUCUGUGCUCUUGGGUCUUCUGAGCCAGGCUCCCCAGCCAGCGCAGGCCCUGCUGGACCUUCUGCUUGGGGAAGAUGAUGGCGCCGGCCCUGGUGGCUGGCCUCUGCAGAAGGCGCUGGUGGACCGCAUUCGAAAAGCACUGCGAGCUUUGCAGGACCCCGCCCCUGGGCCCCUGGGGGAUGUGGAGGCCAUCUACGCAGCCCUGCGGACUCUGCGUUGCCCUGCAGAGCCCCUGGGGGCUGCGCUGCGUCUCCUGUGUGAGGAAUUACUGGAGGCCUGCAGGACUGAGGGCAGUCCCCUACAGGAGGAGCGGCUGCUCGGCUGCCUGCUGCACAAGGCUGGACGGGGCCUGCUCGCCCUGUACGGCCAGGCCUAUGCAGAGAAGGCCGCAGUGAAGCCACUGAAGGCGGCCUUGUCGGGAGAAGUCUCACCGGAUCAUCUAGAUCCCGAGCGGGCAAUGCUAGCCUUGUUCUCCAAUCCCGACUCGGCCGAGGCUUGGAAACUGGCCUAUUUCUACUGCCUGAGCAACGGCAAGCACUUCCUCGAGCAGAUCCUGGUGACAGCACUGACACUGUUGAAAGAGGAAGACUUCCCAAGUCUUGGCUGCUUAUUGGAUAGAGAAUUCCGGCCUCUCAGUCGACUGCUUGUGCUCCUGGGCUGGACACACUGCCAGAGCCUAGCAUCAGCCAAGAGGUUGCUGCAGACACUUCACAGGACCCAGGACCAGGGUGGUGAUAAGCUCCUCAGGGAUGCCUGCAAUGGGCUGUGGGCUCACCUGGAGGUCCUGGAGUGGUGUGUGCAACAGAGCAGCAGCCCCAUACCAAAGAGGGACCUCUUGUGUCAUUUACACGGUGGAGACAGCCACUCAGUGCUCUACUCUCUCCAUCACCUCACAAACCUUCCAGCCCUCAGGGAGGAAGAAGUUCUCAAGCUCUUACAGAAGGUGCCAGCCAAGGAGCCCCAGCAAGAGCACGAUUCAGCGGGUGCUCCAGGCCUUGAGCACCUGAGCCAGUGCCAGAACCUGACACUCUACCGGAGCUUUUGUGCCAUGAAGUAUGCCAUCUAUGCCCUGUGUGUGAACUCACACCAGCACACCCAGUGCCAGGAAUGCAAAGACAGUCUCUCAGAAGACCUGGCUGUGGCUGCAGAGCCAGUGAAUGAUUCUGUCUCCUCAGGUGCUUCAAAUCUCUUCUCAACAUACCUGGCCAGGUGUCAGCAGUAUCUGUGCCGCGUUCCUGACUCUCUGCGCCUGGAACUUCUAGAAAACAUCUUCUCGUUGCUCCUCGUCACCUCUGCCGAUCUUCACCCAGAGCCUCACCUGCCCGAGGACUAUGCUGAGGAGGAUGACAUUGAGGGGAAGGACCCGUCAGGUUUGAGGUCCCCACCAGAGAGCCCUCAGCACAUUGCACAGCCUGAAAGGAAGUCAGAACGGGGUUCCCUGGGAGUUGCCAGGAGCCUUGCUGAUACACUUCCAAGCUGUCUGAAGACAGAGCCGAAAGACAGUUCCGCAGAGCCCCACGGGCACAGCUUUUUGGACCUCGAGCACCUUACCAGUGGUGUCAGCGGGUUCCUGGCUGAUGAGUUUGCAAUGGGGGCCUUCCUCAGGCUCCUCCAGGACCAGCUGGAGGAGCUCAGCAGCCACAGUCCACCUGAGGACCCAACGCUGCCGGAAGGCCAGAACUGCCCGGAGAGCAGACCUGGACCGCAGAGCCGCCUGCACCGGUUUUCCAAGGUUCUCUCUGAGGCCCAGUGGAGAUACAAGGUGGUAACAAGCAACCAGAGCUCAGAGGAGCAACCUUUCCGAAGAUACCGGCCCAUCGCCACACGGCACCCUACUCUCCGCCGGGGUCGUCGGACACGAAGGAGCCGGGCAGAUGGCCGGGACAGAAGUUUCAAUCCAUCCCUGGAAAGUACAAGUAGUGAGCUGAGCACAAGUACUUCAGAGGGAAGUCUGAGCAUCGUGUCUGGAAGGAAUGAGUUGGAUGGCCUGUUGCAGCCCCAAACUCAAAGUUCAUUCAUCCCCAUGAUGUUCUCCCCACCUGAGUCGCUGCUGGCAUCCUGCAUCCUCCGGGGGAACUUUGCAGAAGCCCAUCAGGUGGUGUUCAUGUUUGACCUGAAGUCCUCGCCCAGCUCAGGGGAGCUGAUGUUCGUGGAGCGCUAUCAGGAGGUGAUCCAGGAGCUGGCCCGUGUCGAGCACAAGAUUGAGAACCAGAACUCAGACGGGGGUAGCAGCACCAUUCGAAGAACUGGCAGUGGCCGCUCAACUCUACAGGCCAUUGGCAGCGCUGCGGCGGCAGGGAUGGUAUUUUAUUCCAUCUCGGACGUGACCGACAAGCUGCUCAGCUCCUCUGGAGACCCCAUCCCCACCCUCCAGGAGGACUUCUGGAUAAGCAGCACCCUGCUGGAGCCCACUGACCCCCUCAGAGAGGUUCUGGAAGAGCUCAGUCCCCCCGCCAUGGCUGCGUUCGACCUUGCUUGCUCUCAGUGCCAGCUCUGGAAAACCUGCAAGCAGCUCUUGGAAACAGCUGAGCGACGUCUGAACAGCAGCCUUGAGAGCCGGGGUCGGCAGCUAGACAAUGUCCUCCCCAGUGCUGAUGGCAUUCGGGGUUUUCCAGGUGUUCUUCAGCAAAUCAGCAAGAUUCUCAAUUAUUCACUUUUGUCAGCUGGACAAACUAAAUCAGACAGUGUAGAAGAGAAAGGAGGAGGCCUUGCACGGUGCAGCAUCGCUGAGCUGCUUCAGACCUCCUGGCCCAGCCUCACUGAGGACUGCGCCGCCAGCCAUGCCGCCCUCUCCCAGCAGCUGGACCAGAUCCUUCAGUCGCUGAGGGAGGCACUGGAGCUGCCAGAGCCCAGGAGUUCUCCGCUCUCGUCCCUGGUGGAACAGGCGGCCCAGAAAACUCCAGAGGCAGAGGCCCACCCUGUGCACAUCCAGACUGAGCUCCUUCAGAAGACCCUGGGCAGACAGGCCCCCGUGGGCAGCGGGCAGACUGACUACAUGGGCACCUUCUCCAGUUACUGCAGCACCUUGGCUGCAGUUCUCGUUCAGAGUUUGCGCUCUGAGUCUGAUCACGUGGAGGUCAGAGUUGGAAAUCCCUUUGUUCUCCUGCAACAAAGCUCUUCCCAGCUGGUGUCACACCUCCUGCUUGAGCGACAAGUUCCGCCAGACAGGCUCGCAGCCCUUCUGGCCCGAGAGGAACUCAGCCUGAGUGUGCCUCAGGUCAUCGUCAACUGCUGCUGUGAGCCCCUUGCCCUUUGCCCUUCCCUGCAGAGCCAACAGAUGUCAUCUCUCCUGACCCACCUGGGCAUCCUGGCCCAGCUGCACUCCUCUCACUGCCUGGAGGACCUCCCUCUUUCUGCAGAGAGCUCCCCAAAGCCUACUGAGAACCCCACAUCAGAGAAAAAGCCCAGCUCCUCCUCAAAGGAUUCAUCACCCUCAGCCCUCACCUCCUCUGCCUUGGCCUUCCUUAAAUCCCGCUCUAAGCUGCUGGCUACAGUGGCCUGUCUGGGGGCUUCCCGGGGACCAAAGGUCACCAAGCCCAGCUUAUGGAAGGAGCUUCGUGGCCGCAGGGAGGUACCCCUCACUGCAGAACAGGUAGCCCGGGAGUGUGUUCGCCUUCUGGAACAGUUUCCUAUGCUGGAGGCCUCACUCCUGGCCGCCUGGGAGCCCCUUCAAGGGUCCUCCAAGCAGGAGCAGAGUCUGGCAGCUAGUCUCUGUGGCCAGGCCAGUCUCUCCACCGUCCUCCUGGGCCUGCAUUCUCCUGUUGCCCUGGAUGUGCUCACUGAGGCCUUCAAGGAAGCCCUGGAGGCCAGAGAUUGGCCCCGGGCCCUGCAGCUCACUGACGUGUACGGUCGAGACAUGGACGACUGGAGCAGCAUCCGGGAUGCAGUCCUGAGCUGUGCUGUGGCAAGUGACCAAGAAGGUUGGCAGUACCUGUUUCCUGUGAAGGAUGCAUCUCUGAGAAGCCAGCUAACCCUAAAGUCUGUGGACAGGUGGCCCCUGGAGUCGUGCCUGGAGAUCCUGGCCUACUGCAUUUCAGACACAGCUGUCCAAGCUGAACUAAGGUGCGAACUACGGAGAAAGCUGGCGGAGCUGCAGAUGUAUCAGAAGAUUCUAGGUUUGCAGGCUACCCCAAUGUGGUGUGACUGGCAGACCCUGAGGAACUGUUGUGUUGACGACCCAUCAACUGUCAUGAAUGUGAUUUUAGAAGCAAAGGAGUAUGGACUGUGUGAGGAGUGGGGCUGCCUGUACCCCAUUCCAAGAGAACACUUAAUCAGCCUACAUCAAAAGCAUCUUCUUUAUCUUCUAGAAGGAGGAGAUCAUGAAAAGGCUCUGCAGCUUCUGCGAAGAAUUCCUGACCCUUCCAUGUGCCUUGAGGUCACAGAGCAAGCCCUCGAUCAACACCCUAGCUUGGCCACAUCUCACUUCUUGGCCAACUACCUCACCACCCACUUCUAUGGAAAACUGACUGCUGUUCGACACCGUGAAAUCCAGGCACUGUACAUGGGAUCCAAGGUUCUGCUGACCCUGCCUGAGCAGCACCGGGCCAGCUAUUCCCACUUGUCCACUAAGCCCCUGCUCAUGCUAGAGCAGCUGCUCAUGAACAUGAAAGUAGACUGGGCCACCGUGGCUGUGCAGACUCUGCACCCGCUGCUAGCCGGGCAGGAGAUCGGCUUCACCAUGGACGAGGUGGACUCCCUGCUCUCCAGAUACGCGGGGAAAGCGCUGGACUUCCCGUACUCUCUGAGGGAGAAGCGAUCAGAUUCUGAGAUUCACCUCCAGGAAACUGUGGGUCAGGCUUCAGACCUCGAGACCUUGACUAGGUCACCAUCAACAGAGUUCUCUUCUGCUACUGCUCCUGGUCAGGGUGUCUCCAUUGUACGUUCCCCCAGUCCGAAGGAGAGGAGUGUCCCACCGAGCCAGCCCCCUCUGGAGUUUGUGCCCCCAGCGACGCCCCCGAGCAGGCACCAGUGGGUACCGGAUGAGAGCGAGAGUCUCUGCAUGGUCUGCUGCAGGGAGCACUUCACUAUGUUUAACAGGCGUCAUCAUUGUCGCCGCUGCGGCCGGCUAGUGUGCAGUUCCUGCUCCACUAAGAAAAUGGCUGUGGAAGGCUGCAGGGAGAACCCUACUCGCGUGUGUGACCAGUGCUACCGUUACUACAACAAAGAUGGACCAGCAGAGAAUCCAGAACAACCAGAAGCCCCGGACAGCGCCGAGAAUGAAAACCCACCACACUCAGCCGUGGUCAGAGUCCCCAAAGCACCUGAGGUAGAAUGGAUUUUGGACUUGAAUGAGGAGGAAAAUGAGCUGGUGCGGAAUGAAUUUUACUACGAGCAGGCCCCCAGCGCCUCCUUGUGCAUCGCCAUCCUGAACCUGCACCGGGACAGCGUUGCCUGUGGCCACCAGCUGAUUGAGCACUGCUGCAGGCUGUCCCAGGGCCUCGCCAACCCAGAGGUGGACGCAGGGCUGCUCACGGACAUCAUGAAGCAGCUGCUCUUCAGCGCCAAGGUGAUGUUUGUCAAGGCCGGCCACAGCCAGGACCUGGCUCUUUGUGACAGCUACAUCAGCAAGGUAGACGUGCUGAAUAUUUUAGUUGCUGCUGCCUAUCGCCACGUGCCAUCUCUGGAUCAGAUCUUGCAGCCGGCCGCAGUGACCAGGCUAAGGAACCAGCUUUUGGAAGCUGAGUACUACCAACUAGGCGUUGAGGUCUCCACAAAGACUGGGCUGGAUCCCACUGGCGCAUGGCAUGCUUGGGGAAUGGCCUGCCUCAAAGCUGGGAACCUCACUGCCGCACGGGAGAAGUUCAGUCGCUGUCUGAAGCCCCCUUUUGACCUCAAUCAGCUGAGUCAUGGCUCGAGACUGGUACAGGAUGUGGUUGAGUACUUGGAGUCCACAGUGAGGCCACUCCUGUCCUUGCAAGAUGAUGAUUACUUGGCCACCUUGAAAGAACUGGAAGCUACCCUUCGGACCCAGAGCCUCUCUCUGGAGGUGAUCCCUGAAGGGAAGAUCAUGAACAACACCUACUACCAAGAGUGCCUCUUCUACCUGCAUAACUACAGCACCAACCUGGCCAUCAUCAGCUUCUACGUGAGGCACAGCUGUCUGCGGGAAGCUCUGCUGCACCUGCUCAACAAGGAAAGUCCUCCAGAAGUCUUCAUAGAAGGCAUUUUUCAGCCAAGCUACAAAAGCGGAAAGCUGCACGUUUUGGAAAACUUGCUAGAAUCCAUUGAUCCAACCUUGGAGUGCUGGGGAGAGUACUUGCUCGCCGCCUGCCAGCAUCUGCAGAAGAAGAACUACUAUCACAUCCUGUACGAGCUGCAGCAGUUUAUGAAGGACCAAGUCCGGGCUGCCAUGACCUGUAUUCGGUUCUUCAGUCACAAAGCGAAGACAUACACAGAACUGGGAGAGAAGCUCUCGUGGCUGCUUAAGGCCAAAGACCACCUGAAGAUCUACCUCCAAGAAACCUCCCGCAGCUCUAAAAGGAAGAAGAACAACUUCUUCCGAAAGAAGAUGACUGCAGCCGAUGUGUCCAGGCACAUGAACACACUCCAGCUGCAGAUGGAAGUGACCAGGUUUUUACACCGGUGUGAAAGUGCCGGGACCUCUCAGAUCACCACCUUGCCUCUGCCAACCCUGUUUGGAAAUAACCACAUGAAAAUGGAUGUUGCCUGCAAGGUCAUGCUAGGAGGGAAAAAUGUCGAAGAUGGUUUCGGAAUGGCAUUCCGUGUUCUGCAGGCACCUCUUGACAGCACCAAGUGUCCAGGAAAAGCAAAUACCAGCCCCAAUAUCAUUACUACAAUCUUCCAAGAAAAGGACUUCCAGCUGGAUGCUGCCGCAACCUACUGCCGAGCUGCCCGGCAGUUGGUGGAGAGGGAGAAAUACAGUGAGAUCCGACAGCUGCUCAAAUGUGUCUCCGAGUCAGGCAUGGCAGCCAAGAGUGACGGGGACACCAUCCUCCUCAACUGCUUGGAAGCCUUCAAGAGAAUUCCACCCCAGGAGCUGGAGGGCCUGAUCCAGGCAAUACACCAUGAUGACAACAAGGUUCAGGCCUACCUGACAUGUUGCAAGUUGCGCUCCGCCUAUCUGAUUGCCGUGAAGCAGGAACACUCACGGGCCACAGCCCUCGUCCAGCAGGUGCAGCAGGCCGCCAAGAGCAGUGGGGACGCUGUAGUGCAAGACAUCUGCACCCAGUGGCUACUGACAAGCCAGGCCCGGGGUGCUCUUGGCUCCGGCUCCCGGAAGUGAGCGUGGGCAGUGGGCCCUGAGGACUGGGACAGGAGUGAUAGGGAUGCUCUCUACUUCUUUCCUCCUGUGCAGAGAGACUUCUCUGGCUCUGCCUGGGUCGGAAAGAGCUGGAUUGGACCCUCCUUGCCAUCUUGGGCAAAGACUGGGCCUUUCACACAAGUGCCAGGCUUCUCUAAGAUGGAACUCUGCUUGUCUAGAGAUGGCCAGUCUUCCUACCUCAGAGUGAGUGCAUGGCAUUCCUGCACACUCAUGUUUACGCGCAAGCAUUUCUGACAAAUGAAUCUCUUCCCCUACUGAACAGAGGCACUUUAUUUAGACUGCUGCCUGUCUGGAAACCUUCCCUGCGUUUUGGUUCUUAACCCGGGUCAUCCUGUUUGUGUACACAUUCCCCUCUGUGGAGACAUUCCCUUCAGUAGCUCCUCGUGACUAAAAGGGUUUUAUCAUGAAUUACAGAGCAGCACCGAAAGGAUUGCCUCUUUCCCCUCCCUUGCCUUCCCAGCAUUCAGAGAUGGCUUUGGGGCAGAGGCUGCUUGUGGAAUAAAACUGCUCCAAGUGUCUCUUCUCAAAGCACAAGAAGUUACCCUGAAUCUUUAGACAGUAGUCUGAACAGAAGGGUCCUCCCCCGGGUGCUGGCAUCUGACAGCUGUGGGUGCACAUACAAGUGAUCAGGUCUGGAAUCCCAGACAUGACAAGAGGGACACCACUGACUUCAUACAACAGGGAGAGAAGGGCUAGCCUCUCCAAACGGGAAUGCAGGGGUUUCUUACAAGCACAGCCGGCUUUGUGACUAUGCCUGCUGCAUAGUGAGAGGAUGUGGUUCCCUCUUUGAGAGUCUGGGGCGAGAACUGGUAGCCAGAAUCCUAGAAUGAAUGCCUAGACUUAGCCUAUUUGAGUGACAGUCCUAUUCGUGCCCCUUCAACUGGUUAGGAAACUACUUCCUCUCCUCUCCUGCUUCUGUGCAGUCUCUCCAGGGCCUCAGAACAGAUAAGCAGAGACCCAGGGUCAUGGGGUCAAGGGUUUGCUUUGCAGGUGGACUGCAGGCAAAAGUCAGAUCAGGGGACAAUGAAUAGGUUUCAUCCGGUUGGUGAAACAAGGUGAUGUGCUCCUUUCAUAUGGGCUUGUAUUCCCACGCGAGAUGUGACAAUGUUUUAGAGAGGGUCUGUUGUGCUCAGUGACCAGUGACAUGAAUUUGCAGAGGAGAGGCCCAAGAGAAGCUGAGCUGCUCUGAGCUUCCCACUGACCAGGGCUCAGCCUGCUGAUCUCACAUUCGCUGUUAAGACAAACAGGAACCAGAAGCGAAGUCAAUAUUUCUGGUGCUUAGAACCCUGUGGAUUUCCCUUGGAGCCAGGUAUUUUGGUAGUAAAUAAAUAAGUAUUAGGCACCUAUCAGGUUCAGAGUGUUCAUCCUGAUAGCAGGAAGUCUGCAAACAAAAUAAUUGGUUCCUUUUGUGGAAGGUUGACAAGUAGCUGUCUCCUGGGAAGCGUCAUUUCCUGGUAUCUGCUUGCCCCUCUGAGCCUGCCCUUUUUGCACUGAACAUAAGCACUUUAUAUGAAUGGUCUGCAGAUUUCGCAGCCCUUAACUUGGGAUGUUAAACCAGAUUUUCCUGACUUUUUUCUCCCAACUAGUUGAGCUAUAACAUAGGCAACCAUUGACAAGACUGACACAAGAUGAAGGUGAAGGCCUUUGAGCAUCACACUGUGGUCUCGAGCAAAACAACAUUUGGAAGGGUUGAAUGUUUUACUAGAAGCAGCCACAAUAAAGUCUGUCCUACCA
Messenger RNA from Pipistrellus kuhlii (Kuhl's pipistrelle), 9695 nucleotides. RefSeq names its product zinc finger FYVE-type containing 26 (gene ZFYVE26). Gene Ontology annotation, molecular function: metal ion binding; phosphatidylinositol-3-phosphate binding. Bases 219 to 7922 code for a protein of 2567 amino acids. Gene Ontology annotation, biological process: mitotic cytokinesis; regulation of cytokinesis; double-strand break repair via homologous recombination. The transcript is spliced from 43 exons. Lineage: Eukaryota; Metazoa; Chordata; Mammalia; Chiroptera; Vespertilionidae. The record is from RefSeq and is a predicted model, not a curated record. Gene Ontology annotation, cellular component: centrosome; lysosomal membrane; midbody.